Messenger RNA from Hansenula anomala, 420 nucleotides. It is a transcript of the gene AIM29, whose product is annotated as Aim29p. The coding region runs from base 1 to 420 and encodes 139 amino acids. NCBI's taxonomy places the organism in Eukaryota, Fungi, Ascomycota, Saccharomycetes, Phaffomycetales, Wickerhamomycetaceae. The record is from RefSeq and is a predicted model, not a curated record. The transcript is spliced from 2 exons.
AUGGCGGAUUAUGAACCUCUGACCUCAACUGUGAGACCAUUAAGCCAGUCUAUUUUGACUAUUAGAAUAAUAAAGUCCUUUCCAUAUAGAAAUGUCAAAAAUUACAUCUUGAAAGACUAUGAUAUAUCAGUUAAAACUCCAAAAGAUUUGCUAAAUGAUAUGCAGAAGAUAAUAAGCACAGAAGGAGGGCUAAGACCAUACAGAACCGUCAAAUACGAUUCUUUAAAGAUAUAUACCCAUGCUCAUGGAUCAAAAACAAUGAACUUGGUUAUCAAUUUUGAACAUGAUGAAGAUUGGUUCCUAGACCUUGAAAGCAACAAACCUCUACAUGAGUUGGGAGUUGACAAUGAAACUGAGAUCUCGUUGUUCAAUCUUGAAGCAUAUGAAGAGUUCAAAAAAAACCCAGAAGAAAAAUGGUGA